AUGUCGCAAGACUACCCAGAACGGAUAGGAUCCCAUCAAGAGGAUGAGACUUCCCGUCAGCACCAACAGCGCCAGCAGCAGCAUGUUCGCCAUUCGUCUCAACAGCACCAUCGCCACCAGCACCAACCACAGCAUUCACAACAUCACACAGACUCGGGCAGACCGCAGGAUCGGUACCAGGAUCCCCGCUCAGAACACCCAGUUGAUCAGUACUUCCAUACUUCGAACAUCCCAAAGGCUCCGACAAGCAUACAUAUCCAUCACAGUUCGCCGUCAUCAGCAGCGCAUAAUGCAUUUGCAUCACUCUCCCAACCGCUGCGUCGGUCCUCGCGCCAUCUUCAUUCUCACGGCCAGGAGCACCAUCCACAGCAGCAGCAGCAGCAUUUGUAUACCUCGCAUCCCUCCCGCCACCACUCUAUGACAUCCGACCAUGCAGAGCGCACAUCGGUUUCAUCACAUGCCAACGCAGGCGAACCAUCCUCGUCGAGUCCCUUUGCAGUAUCGAGAACUUCUUCGUCUUCUCGCCUGCCACCCCAUUCCUCCUUCUCCAUAGUAUCGUCGGCGUCCGUCUCUGGAUCAAAGUCAGUCCAUGCUUCAUCGUCGACCUUUGCAGCAGGAGCAGGAUCGGCCGUUCGGCCUGUUCCUGCAGGAUCAACCACAUCGCCUGUCGCAGUGACAACCACACCAUCAGGCGAAAUCAAGACGACGCGCAGGAGACGUCGACCCAACGAGUCCUACUCGACCAUUAUUAUCAAGGCCAUUCGCAACUCUCCCCUCCAGCGACUGAAGCUCUCAGAGAUUUAUGAUUAUGUCAGUCGCGAGAUCCCCACCAUGGAUGGCAACGACAAGGGUUGGCAGAACACGGUUCGCCACAACCUUAGCCACAACAAGUGCUUCCGCCGGAUUGUUAUCAAGGACGAAGACCUGCCCUCAGGAUCGGCCGAUGAUGACGAUGGUGAUUCGAAACCCAGUAACGGGGGAAAGUCCAAGCAGGUCAAGCGUGGCAAGGGAGGAUGUUGGGUCUUGGUUCCCGAGAACCUGGAAGAGCACAUGUCCUCGUCUCGACCCAAGAAAAGCUCAACCGACCAAGUGCACAGUCCUGCGGUACCAGGAAUUGGGAACGGUGGUCUAACUUCGUCAACCAGCCCAAAGAGUCAUGCUCAUCACACUGUUGGCAGUUCAGGAGGCGCUAUCAUACCCAAGGCAAUGACCAGCUCAACAGAAGGAGCAUACUUAUCAGCCCAGUUGCCAAAAGAUUGUGCGCCUUCUCAUCCACAUUCGACCGUGAUGGAUAUCGACUGCAAUGUGGCCUCGAUGAUGAUUGCAGAGCAACAACUACAACAGUCUGGACGCCACCAUGGUCCCCAUAUGCAUCCUUCCCACUAUACUCCUCUUCACCCACACUCUCGUCAAAAUUCUCAGUACUCAUCUCAAUCAGAUCACCGUCAUCCUCACCACCAGCAACAACACCACGACGCUUCGUACCCAUACCUCCCACCUCACUAUCCUUCAUCCUCUCCAUCAUCAUCGACGAUGAUGAUGAACCAACCAACAUCGUCCAGUGCCGCCUAUCAGUCCUUUACUACCACCACACGCCCAAGUCAACACAACUACAACAGCAGUGGAGACGAAUGGGACCAUGACAGUGAGAGUGAUGACGGCCAGAGCGAACACUCUGUUCUAUCGGCCGACCGUGAGAACGACGAUGACGACGAUUAUGAGGGAGAUGAGGCUAUGGACGCGAAGGAGGAGGACGACACCAUCUCGCACUAUUCCUCCUCUCGUCCGUCCCCCUCCCGCUCCCCUUCAGCAUCGACUUUGUCUAUAACCUCGUCGCCUAUGGAAAUCGAAGAGGCGGAUGGUGGGAAUGGCGGAGAGUCGUUUUCGUCCUUACCGACCACCGGUCGUCGUCGUCCUGGCAUGUCGAUCCAAAACAUGCUCAACUAA
This is a messenger RNA of Linnemannia hyalina, 1947 nucleotides long. Lineage: Eukaryota; Fungi; Mortierellomycota; Mortierellomycetes; Mortierellales; Mortierellaceae. The record is from the annotation of a GenBank genome assembly.